ACGCCCCGGCAGGAGUUUAUUUGCCUCCAGCUGCCACAAAGCAAAAGCACUGGAAAUGGACCCAGUGAUAAGGCAGCACAGUGCUGAUCAUACACUGGAUUGUACAGCUUGGAUUUGACACUACUUAUUUAUUUGUCAAAGAACUGGGAUUUUGAUCAGGUGCCUAAAUGUUGUCACUUGGCAAAAUGCACUCCAGAGCCAAGUCGAGAAGUUGUGACAACUACCUGAGUAUUAAGACAAAAGUGUCCCAGCUGGAUCCAGAGGCCAUUAAUUACCACCACACUCCUCCAUCACACAGACAACCAUUUACCAACGAGACCUGGAAUCAUGAAAGGGCGGGACUUCAAACAUUGUUCGACGCAGAGUCUUUGGACAGCUGUAUCCAGAGCACGUUGUCGGCCCUGUACCGGCCCUUCAACGCCACCGCGGCCACUGUUCUGUGGCAGCUUUUCAGUGUGGUGGAAAGACAGUACCGUGGAGACGGCCUCCGCUGCUUCAUUGACUUUUUGCUUCCUGCCAAGGGGAUUCUUCAAAUCAUUCAACAGCAAACUUGUUUAAGGUUCCGAGAACUGCUGCUCUACAAUGAAGGGUGGCCUCUCUGCAUUCACGACAAAGUGGUGUUGCAGCUGUCCCCCUUGCACAAAGUGAGACUAAAGCAAGGAGACUUCUACCUACAAAUUGUACCGUUAGGCCGCAAGACUGCCAAGCUUGCGAUAAAAUGCUUGUCGGCCAGUGGACAGGCUAUUGUGGAGCUCCCCAUCGCAGAGAGCAUGUAUGGCAGCGUCUUCACCGCUGAGUUCCUGCAGAAUGUAACACUUGAACGGAACCUGCACCCGCUACAGAACUGCCUGCUUACAACCGGUAAAUCUGUGUACAGGACCCCGUGGAAGAACGUGGUCAACCCUCUGUUUGUCAGCAGCACGGCGGAAGCCAUCAUGCAAGCACAUUGCAGCAGGAUCGGCUUCCGCGGCCAACUCAGUGCCUGCAGUACCAGCGGAUCCACGGGCACCCUGGACAGCCACCGCAGCUCCAGGGAGUCCCUCCAUUCUCAGGGAGCGGAUUCAACUUUCUCAGAGCACACCUCACCAAACAUAAACCACACGGAUACCAGCAGUGAUAGCCAUAGCAUGAGUCGAGUAGACAUAACAACUCCCAUCAUUAAGAUCAGUCCCACUGAAGAGCGUGAGACAGAGCACACAGGGGAGGACACUGAUGGGAGAGAACGAGGACCAGCAUCCAAGAUGCUCUCUUUUAGUACAGACCUCAGCAAUCCAGGCCCUCGUAGACGUCACCCAAGAGACUCUGUGGCUUUUGAGAGCAGAAGACUUUUCAGGAAAUCCUACAUGGAAGCCCUGCAGAACCCCAUGAGCCUUGGGUCCAGCACUGAGUCCAUCCUGGAAGAAAGUUCGGAGCAUGGUGGUCUAAGAGAGAGAUCCGUGACACCAGGCAGCAGCCCGGACACUCGCACUUCUUCUCGAGAACACUUAUCCCGGAGGUUGGGGAGUCGAGGCUGGCUCAGUGGUGACGAUUCCAGGCCCAGCACUCCUUUGCAUUACUUACAGAGGGGUCUGCGGAGUGCAGAGAGACGGGCGGAACGCCGCUCCAAGUCACUGGAGAGGACUAACAAGGCUGGCCAGGGUAAAGCUCACCGGGAAAGGUCUUCUUCUGGGGGCUCAGCCAGCAUCUCCCCCAAAAAGCUGAUGAAUGGAUAUGUUCUUCGCUUCGGGAAGUUGGAAGUGGAGGCAUCUCUUCCUGGUUAUGAAAAGAGGACCAGUAAAGAAGUGCCAGGGCAGCAGGAGGACACCGGUGAUGACAGGAAGUCUAGACUCGUAGAGGAGGAGUCGAACUCCCCAAAAACAGCCAACGGCUCAGCCAUUGGGUUGGGCUCAUCAUCAAGCUCCUCCAAUAGCAGUAAUUUCUCGCUCCCCAAACAGAUGUCAGAGGUCAAUCAGGAGCUGCUUGUAUCAGGCGCUGUGAUUUUGCCAGGAAGCAGAGAUCGCAGUGGGAGGGCGGUGUUGCAGGUGUGCACCAGAGCUCAGGUGUGGGCAGGCGAAAACUACACGGUGCAUGACCUCAGCAGUUUAUUGGUCUACUUACAAUCCACACUGCGGCAAGAAAAGCGUGAUGAAGGUCUGACAGUUGUGAUAGACAGCAGGAGACAGCAGCCCGUUCCAGCUUUGUUGUCAUCGCUGUCUGAAUUUCAGACACUGGUACCAAAUGCACUUUACUCAGUUAUUUUCCUGGUGGACAAGGAGGCAGCCGCCAAACCUGAAAGAGACAUUGUAAACGUACAGCCUGAGACAUUGUCAUCUUUGAAAGCCCUGCUGAAGCACAUUGAACAGAACCAGCUCACACGCGACCUGGAGGGUACCUUCCAUUACGACCACAACCACUGGAUCCUCUUUAGACAGAAAAUUGAACCAUUUGCCAGCAGCUGCAGCGAAGCCAUCUCUUCCCUCCAGGAGUCUAUCGCCACGUUAAGUGACAGUGGCAAUCUGAAGACAUCUGAGGAAGUGUCUCAGAUGAUGGAGCAGCAGAAGCAUCUCAUGAAGUGUGUGCUCGAUGACACUCAUCUAAAUAGGUUACGUCUGGAAGGAGGCACCAUCCUCGCGCGCAUCAGGAAGGAAGAGGCCUGUGACAAUGAGAGCUACAGGGACGCUGUGGAUAUGUUGAGUGCACUGUACAACCAAGUCGACGAAGAGGUCCAUGAGCUUGUCAUCCUGUCCAACAAGUCUCAGAAGGACUUGGAAUGUCUCCUGGAGGUGCGCAAGUUUGAAGAACAAACACAACAGGUCAAACUGUGGUUCAAUGUGGAGGGAGAGAAGCAUCUCAUUCCUUUACAUUCACUCACCUUGUCUGUCAGCAACAUAAAAGACAUGAAGGAGAGCUUGGACCAAUUUCUGAAAGAGUCAGUGCACCAGCAGAGACAUGCCCUGCAGAUGGUGAAAGAGUCUCUUCCUGGCUCAGUUUCCUUGGAAUUCAAGCAACAUCUUGUCUCCAUCCUGAACACAGUGGAAAAGAGGAAGGCACAAUUAGACAUCCUUGGAAAUCUUUACGAGUUCUAUGACUCUGUAAAUCAAUGGAGGGAGCACUGCCAGGACUACGUCAGUCACCUGAACACUUCAGGUGAAGCACAUUCACCUGCCGUUGUUCCGAUACUGAAGGAUUACUGCACCGAGGCCUCCAAGUUCUCCAUGGACAACUUCAGCACACUGAAUGACAUGGUUCUCUCCCUGGAAUGUCCUCAGCAAGUGCAGCAGUGGAACACAGUGUGGCACAAAUGUCAGCAGACUAAGCAGCAGCUGGAGGACACUUUGGCCCGAGCCACAAGGGCAUCUUCAGACUCCAUAUCCUCUGAACUUACGGAUGUUUUAAAGCCUGUGGAGAGCCAACUUAGUGUACCAGAGAGUAGUGAAUGUGGGCUUCUACCUGAAGGUUCUACUUGCUCCAGCAGGACAGCUACGCCGCUAACUGUUGAGGACACCAAGGCGCAUUCUGAUGAGCCUUUCUCCAAAAGCCCCUCCGGUUCGAUCUCCUCCUCCUCACGCUUCACUUUCGCCCCUGACAGCAAACUGAGCUCAUCCAUGUUUGAUGACACGGACAGCGACUGCACUAUCGACUCCACCAUCUCAUGCCACUCGGAGCCCAUCUUCUCUGCAGCUUCCCGAGUCCGCAAGUCACCAAUGAAGAAGAUCAUGAAGAAGACCAUGAGCUACGAGCUGACGCCGAGGGACGGCGGCCAUUCAGACUCCAGCCACGUGCAUGGUUACACGGGGGUGUACAUCAAGGGUCUGGAGGUGGCCAAUAAUGUGUCUGCAGAGAAGAAGAUUCAGAGACCCGACGUCAUGAGCCCAGUGUUGGGACGCAGUCGCAGCAUGUCCACUCCAUGCAGGAUCCAUAACAGAUACAGUGAAGGAGAUGGCAAGAAACAGAGCAGUAAAAUGCAGCACAUUGUGGACGAGAUGAUCUCCACCGAGAGGGAGUACGUUCGCUCUCUUACCUAUGUCAUUGAGCAUUAUUUCCCCGAGAUGGAGCGUCUGGAUCUGCCGCAGGAUCUGCGUGGGAAACGCAGCAUCAUUUUCGGUAACGUGGAGAAGCUGUGGGACUUUCACAGCCAAUACUUCCUCAAGGACCUAGAGUCGUGCGCCCACUCGCCGCUGUCCAUCAGCAGCUGCUUUCUCCGACAUGAGGAUCAGUUUGGAAUGUAUGCCCUGUACAGCAAGAAUAAGCCCCGGUCUGAUUCCCUGCUCAGCAGCCAUGGGAACGAAUUCUUUAAGAAUAAACAGCUGGAUCUGGAGGACAAGAUGGAUCUCGCAUCCUACCUGCUGAAGCCCAUCCAGCGGAUGAGUAAAUAUGCCCUGCUGCUGAAGGAUCUCAUCAAGGAGUGCGGCCAGUCACAAGCGCAAGAGCUGAGUGACCUCCGCACUGCUGAGGAGAUGGUCAAGUUUCAGCUCCGCCAUGGCAACGACCUGCUGGCUAUGGACGCCAUUCAGGGCUGUGAUGUGAACCUAAAAGAACAGGGUCAACUGCGCUGCCAGGAUGAGUUCAUCGUCUGGUGUGGACGAAGGAAGUACCUCCGCCACGUCUUCUUGUUUGAAGAUCUCAUCCUCUUCAGCAAGACCAAAAAGAUAGAGGGAGGAUAUGACAUUUACAUCUACAAACAAUCCUACAAAACAGCAGAGAUAGGUAUGACUGAAAAUGUCGGCGACAGCGGUCUCCGCUUUGAGAUUUGGUUCCGGCGAAGGAAGUCUCAGGACACGUUCAUCCUCCAAGCCAGCUCUGUGGAGGUCAAGGCGGUAUGGACUUCCAUCAUAGGGAAGAUCUUGUGGAGACAAGCACUACGAAACAGGGAGUUGCGCAUGCAGGAGAUGGUGUCAAUGGGCAUUGGAAGCAAGCCUUUCAUGGACAUUAAGCCCAGUGAUGCAGCCAUCAAUGACAGAGCCAUCGACUAUAUCAUGAAGGGGUCAGAAUGUAGGACGAGAGCCUCCAUCGCCGUGCCCUCGUACGAAUACUCGGCUUCCAUCAAGAGACCGCACUCAACCAUCUCCAACAGCAGCACGUCCUCGUCCAGCAGCCAGUCGUCCUCCUCCCUGCUGGGAUCGCUCAACCUCCACUUGUACUCGUCGCCCACGCACCCGCAGGCUCACCCUUACCCGCUGGCCACUGUUCCCUCCUUCGCCCAGUGGCCUUACGACUGCAUCGAGGAAGACGAGCUGGAGCACGACUCCGGGAGUCAGCCCUCCAUGCUUACGGAGAGUUCCGAAACGUCGUCCCAGUGCACUUCCAAUGACAGCGUGACCGGCCUGAGUACCCUCACCUUACCCGGACCCCCGGACGGGAUCCUGGACUCGUACAACCACAACAACAACGAGGUAUCCUCCUCCUCCUCCCUGUGCUCGUCCAUGCCGCCUUCUUCCAUGGAGGCCUCCUCCAUCUUCCCCAAAAGUGAAGACCUCCAAGCGCAGGGCAACAAGUUCAUCACAGCAAGCCAGAAUUCUCAUAUAGCAGUAGGCCUGUCUACAGUGGUGUGACUAAAGCUUAGCUCACUGUGAAGUCCCAGCGAAGAGCAAAAUUCCAACGGAGACAUGAUACAACAUUCUAUCGAAAUUAAUUGAACAUUCUCAGAAAAAAAGACAAAACAUAUAUAUAUAUAUAUAUAUAUAUAUAUAUAUAUAUAUACAUACACUACCAUGAUGGUACUCAUGUGGUUUGUAACAUUUCCUUAAUGAAUGAACGUAUGAAUCUGUGUUUAUAUUGUAGAUGUUUUCUGUUGUUAUUAUUAUUAUUGUGUAAUUUACAAAUAGCUGGCAGGUCAAUGCAGAAAAGAAUUGCCACGUUAUUACUUUUGUUUGUUGUCCAGCCUUGUGAGACUUGUACAGAUGAUUAAAAAAGUUUGUAUUAAAAAAACAAUAAAAAAA
Phyllopteryx taeniolatus (common seadragon) is the source of this 5918-nucleotide messenger RNA. RefSeq lists its product as uncharacterized. NCBI's taxonomy places the organism in Eukaryota, Metazoa, Chordata, Actinopteri, Syngnathiformes, Syngnathidae. The transcript is spliced from 25 exons. The record is from RefSeq and is a predicted model, not a curated record. Bases 168 to 5531 code for a protein of 1787 amino acids. Gene Ontology annotation, molecular function: guanyl-nucleotide exchange factor activity.